CGUCAGUCAUCAGGAUUUCCUCGACAAUUAAAAAUUAUAAAAAUUCCUCUAACUCUGUAUUCCUACCGCAGAUACGAAAAAAAAGUAUUUUCAUAGAAAAAAAAAACAAUAUCACACCACCAAGUUUCCAGCUCGUCCACGAGUUAUAAACAACCGAGAAUUGCGCAAAAACCAUAACGUAGUUGAGUGUACGCGGUGGAGCGCCUUAUCAAUCCGUAUUAGUAAAAGCUGACGUUCAUUUAUCAGUUGAAUUUAGUCGAUCAUCCGCGUCUCUAGUCGAGCCUUCAGUGUCAUUUUUUUAUAUGCAACAGUGAAAGAUAUGUCUGGAGAACGGGGGAAUACCUGGGACUCAUGGAAAAUCCAGCGACGUCUUUACCCAAACGGUUAAACUCAUCUGGCCAAAACACUCGGACAGUCUGACAUCGGUCUUUCAUUACUCAAGUGCCCUCCUCACUGGGUAGUGGGUAAUGAGUGCUCAGUGAUUAGGAUUACUCUGUGAAUUUCCCUUUUUAUUUUACCUUCAGUUAUACCGGCAGUGUCCAAAUUAAAAUCAUGAUCAAGUGGAGAAUUCUAAGUUUAUCAGUCAUUGCUCUCAAUUUUUUCACAGAGGCCUCAAUACUCAUUAACAUUGACAACGAGCAUUUGGACAUGGAGAACGAAAAAUACGUCGACAUGAUGAGUCAUCCGUGUCGUCGUCCCUGCAAGGACAAUUCACCCCCGAUGAUCUGUCAGUAUUCCUUCCAAGUGGAGCAUUACUCUACAAUGAGUAAAUCAUGCUGGGAUUGUCCGAAAAAUCUCACCCACUGUUUCCUACCCCAAUGCAUUCCAGCUGAUGGCUUCAGACGAUCAAUCACAGUUGUAAAUCGUCAGUUACCGGGGCCCGGUAUCGAGAUUUGCCAAGGAGAUAGACUCAUCGUCGACGUAAUAAACAGCCUGACAACCGAGAGUACAUCAAUGCAUUGGCAUGGACAGCAUCACCGUGCAUCACCAUACAUGGAUGGAGUACCAUACGUCACUCAGUGUCCAAUCCAUCCAGGAUCAACAUUCAGGUAUCACUACACAGCAGCAACAUCAGGAACUCAUCUCUGGCACUCUCACUCUGGUAUGCAAAGAGGUGACGGAGUAUUCGGAGCUCUGAUUGUUCGACCCCCAGAAAGCAGAGAUCAUCAUCGAGACCUGUACGACGUCGACGAGCACAUGAUUGUGGUUGUCGAUUGGGACCACAUUAUUGGGCAUGACAAAUUCCUAGACCAUCACCACGCAUUUGGGGACAACAAACCACCGAAUAUGCUCAUCAAUGGUUUUGGUCCAUACGACUCUAAUCACAUCGAUACGAAUAUUCCCCAGGGUAUGCCUUUCGCCGAUUUUACUGUAAAACAGGGGGAGAGACAUCGAUUUCGCCUGAUCAACGCCGGAUUCCUCAACUGUCCAAUCGAAAUAUCCAUGGACAAUCACACAAUGUAUAUAAUUAGCACUGACGGAAACGACAUAGACCCCGUGAAAGCGAGUUCUCUCGUCACUUACGCAGGUGAAAGGUUUGACUUCAUCGUCAGCAUGAACCAACGCGUCGAUAAUUACUGGAUUCGCUUCCGAGGUCUGAUGGAUUGUGACGAGAGGUUCAUGAAUGUUCGACAAAGAGCCAUCCUGAGGUACGAGGGAGCACCUAACGAAGAACCAAUGGAGAAUAAGUACUGGAUGAAUUUUGAACACGACAAGAACGAUAAUGACGAGCCUGCGAUGCAAGUGAACGGUUUGAACAAAGGAACCGAAUCAAGUGACACAGUAAGCAUUCCGUUAUUGAAAUCCCUAGAACCAGAUGACGAGAGCAAUCUACGAGAUCCAGAUCAGACCUUCUAUUUAGGAUAUGAUUUCUACAACAAGAGUAAUCUUCAUUACCAGGUUGAAGGACACCCACAGGUGCUUUUGACUCCUCAGAUAAACCACAUCUCUAUGAAAUUCCCGGAAUUUCCACUGUUACCCCAACGUGACUCAAUGACAACUGAAAAUUUCUGCAAUUCGUCAACAGUCGGUGACUGUAAAAACAAGUACUGUGAGUGCACUCAUGUAAUUCAAGUAGCCCUGGGAAAUGUGAUAGAGUUGGUGUUGGUGGACGAGGGUGUUGCAUUCGAUGCAAAUCAUCCGUUUCAUUUGCACGGCAAUUCAUUUCGAGUUGUGGCUAUGACUCGGGUUGGGAAAUUUGUGACUGUCGAUGAGAUCAAGGAAUUGGAUAGAAACGGAAGCAUUGUGAGACGAUUGGAGAGUGCACCUUUGAAGGACACUGUAACAGUACCUGAUGGAGGUUACACAAUUGUUCGAUUCUACGCUGAUAAUCCGGGAUAUUGGAUAUUCCACUGUCACAUUGACUUCCACGUGGAAAUUGGAAUGGCUCUAGUAUUUAAGGUAGGAAAUAAUGACGAGAUGCCGGCGGUACCCGUGGGAUUCCCCAGCUGUGGAAAUUACCAACCGAGGGAUCCCCCUGAGAUGAUUACCAAAAACACAACGAGUCCCCAUAAGGAGAAUGUCGAGGACACGCCUCUGGAGGAAAUAAAUAUCAAUCUGCAGAACUUAGGGGCUUUAUCCUCAUCAUCACAUCGUCCUUAUUCUUUUCGUCUGAAAAUUCUUUCAGUGAUUUUCGUAAUAGUUUUGACAGUAUUUUAGGAUUACAUAGAGUGACUUACGCGGAGGAAAGAUUUCACGGAAAUCUUAGGCAUUAACUUUAAUUUAAUACUAAUUAUGAAUUAUCAUUUCGGCUUUCGCAAAGUUCUUUCUCCGCGUAUGAUUACAACAAAUUCGUGUGAUAUUUUUUUAUGUACUUAAUGAUAAUAUUUUAGCGUAUAGGAUUUCAAGCGAAAUUAUCAAUGCAAUUAAUCGAUUAAAUAGAAAUUGCACAAUUAAUUCUUGCUCAUGAAAAUUAAACUUUAGGUGAAGAAAAGUGGAAUUUUCGCAAACUACUGAUAUUUUUUAAGGAUUUACUUCCGGUAAGUUAAUAAUAAAGUCAUUGACAAAAGAGCGGAUCAAACAUUUCUGAAUUUACCGUAAGGGUAGAUCGAAGAGUUCUGGUAAAUGCCACGAGAAUGCUCUGGCAUCAUCAGCUGUGAAUUUAAAUUGUAAAGAAUUAUUACAAUGUGUAGAAAAAAUAAA
Molecule: messenger RNA, 3141 nt
Organism: Fopius arisanus
Lineage: Eukaryota; Metazoa; Arthropoda; Insecta; Hymenoptera; Braconidae
Product: laccase-1
Exons: 10
Coding region: 553-2658 (701 amino acids)
Molecular function (GO): copper ion binding; oxidoreductase activity
Source: RefSeq, a predicted model, not a curated record